AUGGUUAUCAACACCUCGGAAAUCUCCCUUCCAAACAUUUUCAUUGGCCCACCACAACAUAAAUCCGCAUUUAAAGUACAAGGAUUCUUCUCUAGAAAAACCAACGAGUUCACUUAUCUCGGAGUGACGUUUGACAAGAAGCUAUCAUGGAAAAGCCACACUGCUAAAGUAGCAGAACGAAUCUCCAAUAGAUUGAGCGCACUGAAGCGCCUCGUCGGGAACACCAAAGUACAUUCCUUAAUCAAAGGGAAGGCCUUGACCCUGUAUCAGAAGUUACUGCGCAAUCCCAGGGUCAAGUUCUUCAGAACCUACAAAAAUAGGCCAACACAUCUAAUGCAAAAAGCUAUAGAACUGAAGAAAGCAUUACAAAUAGCUGAAAAACCAGAAAACCGUCCUUUAUUCCAACAGAUUGGCCAUUUCAGGAAAGCUGAUACCCCUCCAGAUCAAAUGCUCUCAUUGGCUCUUGUGACCAACAAUGUCAACUAUCCUGCUGAUCAAUGGCUCUAA
Messenger RNA from Rodentolepis nana, 507 nucleotides. The record is from the annotation of a GenBank genome assembly. Lineage: Eukaryota; Metazoa; Platyhelminthes; Cestoda; Cyclophyllidea; Hymenolepididae.